Cyprinodon tularosa is the source of this 777-nucleotide messenger RNA. Its product is annotated as mas-related G-protein coupled receptor member B5-like. Gene Ontology annotation, molecular function: G protein-coupled receptor activity. Gene Ontology annotation, cellular component: membrane. The record is from RefSeq and is a predicted model, not a curated record. Gene Ontology annotation, biological process: phospholipase C-activating G protein-coupled receptor signaling pathway; positive regulation of Rho protein signal transduction. Lineage: Eukaryota; Metazoa; Chordata; Actinopteri; Cyprinodontiformes; Cyprinodontidae.
ACGGUCAACUGGAUCACAAUCAGCAUUGGACUUCCUUUGACUCUACUAGUGAUAGUUGCAGUUUUGUCACAGGUGAAAAAGGAUUUUGGUGCACCAGUCUACGUAAUCAACCUUUUAAUUUCUGAUCUCAUUCAGCUCUGCCUCAGGAUUUCAUUGAAUUUUUGCCAGAAUUAUCACGUAUUAAGCAGUGUCCUAGUUUUGUGUGCAACAGCCAGUGUUGCAUUUAUGAUGUGCAUAUCAGUUGAAAGAUAUUUGAUCAUUGCCAAGCCACUGUGGUACAGAUUCACAAGAAACAUCAAGACAUCUGCAGUGGUUUGUGCAGUGGUCUGGGCUCUUUCUUCCCUCUUUCUGCUGAUGUUUUUCUAUCUUGAAAAACACCCUUCCCUUUUAGGAGCUUUUCUGCUCCUGCCAUUUCCUUUGUUCAUCUUUUCCUUGGUAGAGACCAUAAAAGCCCUGUCUGGAUCUCUCAGUGUCCCUGCUGUUGAAAAACGACGAAUCGCAGCCAUUCAGGUUGUUGUGCUGCUUGUUUACUCUCUGCUGUUUCUGCCCUUAAUUGUUUCGUUCUUGAUCUUGCCUGGUGAUUAUAUUUCCUUUAUGGUGGUUUCAAUCUCUGUUUGUCUUUAUCCCUUUGCACAGGCAAUGUUGUAUUUGCUUAUACGGAAAAGCGUUGUGGAUAAACUUCUAGAUUCACUGUGUUCUUGUAAAAUAUGUAAGAAUGAGGAGAUAAGCAGCACUGAUAAUAAAACGACAACUGCUCCAAAUUCAGAGACUGUUUAA